GGCGCCUGAGAGAGAGAGUAACGGAACACAGGAGCAAAGGUUCCCAGAGAGAUUUGCGCGCGGUCACGUGAGCACGGCCGGACGGUAAUGGCGGCCCCCUGGUUCCUGCUCCUGCUGCUGGCGGCACCGGACGCGAUCCAGGGGAGCGGCUGCCGGGCCAACGCUCGGGGGGCUGCGGCUGAAGGCUGUGGGCCCACAGGACUUCUGCUGGAGCACUCCUUCGAGACAGAUGACAGCGUCCACUUUCGGAAACGGGGCUCCCUGACGUGGAACGUGCAGGACGGGACGAUCACCCUGACCCAGAGGCAGCUGACCGAGGACGAACGGGGCCGACUAAGGGACGUGGCGGCUCUGAAUGGCCUGUACAGGGUCAGGGUCCCCCGGAAGCCAGGGACCGCCGAAGGUCUGGCCUCAGCCGGCUACGUCUCCUCUUUCGUCCCUGCGUGCUCCCUGGUCGAGUCCCACCUGUCUGACCGGCUGACCCUGCACGUGGAUGUCGCUGGCAACGUGGUGGGCCUGUCCGUGGUGACCGAGCCUGGGGGCUGCCACGGCCACGAGGUGGAGGAGGUCGACCUGGAGCUGUUCAACACCACCGUCCAGCUGCAGCCCCCCCUCACGGCCCCUGGCCCAGAGACGGCCGCCUUCAUUGAGAGGUUGGAGAUGGAGCAGGCCCAGAAGGCCAAAAACCCCCAGGAACAGAAGUCCUUCUUUGCUAAAUAUCCGAAGCCGCCUUUGGUCUCCCACGAGGGCGCCAGCCUUGAAGCUCAUCUGUUCAGUGUGACCUUUGAGGAGUGGCAGAGGGAGAACGGAGAGGGCCAGAGCCUGGGGGGUGUGGAGGGUCCCAGGGUGUUGUAA
Molecule: messenger RNA, 855 nt
Organism: Gracilinanus agilis (Agile Gracile Mouse Opossum)
Lineage: Eukaryota; Metazoa; Chordata; Mammalia; Didelphimorphia; Didelphidae
Gene: EMC10
Product: ER membrane protein complex subunit 10
Exons: 8
Coding region: 88-855 (255 amino acids)
Cellular component (GO): EMC complex
Source: RefSeq, a predicted model, not a curated record